Molecule: messenger RNA, 354 nt
Organism: Histoplasma mississippiense
Lineage: Eukaryota; Fungi; Ascomycota; Eurotiomycetes; Onygenales; Ajellomycetaceae
Exons: 3
Coding region: 1-354 (117 amino acids)
Source: RefSeq, a predicted model, not a curated record
AUGCUUUUCUCCAAGGUUAUCGCUCCUGCUUUCAUCCUCCUCGGUGCUGCCUCCGCUGCCCCGGGUGGCCUCGCGCCUGAGAAUGCUUCUAAGCGUGAUCAACCCUCUCUUGACGAAGCCUUCAAUAUGUAUAAUGAAGCUGUCAAUGUAUUCAUGAAAGUUUCUUCCGCGGCGGAUUGCGACUGGCCUGUCUCGGCUCACUUUCUGCAUCAUCCGCCGCCUGCAUUGCUGCUGCCGGAGAGUUUGGCUUGGAUAUUCCCCUGGACCUCGCUUGCGCUGCUACUGCAACCACUAGCGCCACUCAGGCAUGCAAGGGCUGCUUGUGGUAAAGGCAGCGAUUGUAGCGCCCACUGA